Myotis daubentonii (Daubenton's bat) is the source of this 2974-nucleotide messenger RNA. RefSeq names its product cation channel sperm associated 4 (gene CATSPER4). Gene Ontology annotation, cellular component: CatSper complex; membrane; acrosomal vesicle. Gene Ontology annotation, biological process: sodium ion transport; flagellated sperm motility; sperm capacitation. Gene Ontology annotation, molecular function: voltage-gated calcium channel activity; calcium-activated cation channel activity. Lineage: Eukaryota; Metazoa; Chordata; Mammalia; Chiroptera; Vespertilionidae. The record is from RefSeq and is a predicted model, not a curated record.
GGUAACUAGCCCACUGGCCUGCCCACUGGCCCGGGCUGUGCGUGAAGCUCCUAUCCACCAGGAUGAGGACUGCUAAUCCGUGGCUCCCGAUGGCUUCUGCUCGUGCUCAUCCAUCCCAGCCUUUUAGAGACCAGAGAGGUCCCCUCAUGAUCCCUACUUCUGGCCAGAGGAGCAAAUGCUUAUCGACCGUGGAGACAUUAUUGACACAAAGGAUGCCUGGGAUAUGCAGGAGUUCAUCACUCGAAUGUAUGUCAAGCAGCUGCUCCAACACUGGACGUUUCAGCUGCUGCUGGCCACGCUGCUGGUGGUCAAUGCCAUCACCGUCGCGCUCCGCACCAACUUCGCCCUUGGCCAGAAGCACUAUGAGUUCUUCGCUACCAUAGAUGACAUUGUGCUGACCAUCCUUAUCUGUGAGGUUCUCCUUGGCUGGUUAAAUGGCUUCUGGGUUUUCUGGAAGGAUGGCUGGAACAUCCUCAACUUCCUUAUCAUCUUUACCUUGCUCCUGGGGUUCUUCAUUAGUGAACUCAAUGUCAUCUCUAUCACCUACACCCUCAGGGUCCUUCGUCUCGUGCAUGUGUGCAUGUCUGUGGAGCCCCUGGCCCGGAUCAUUCGUGUCAUCCUGCAGUCGGUGCCUGACAUGGCCAAUAUCAUGGCCCUCAUCCUCUUCUUCAUGCUGGUGUUCUCCGUGUUUGGGGUCACUCUCUUUGGUGCAUUUGUGCCCAAGCAUUUCCAGAACAUGCAGGUGGCCCUGUACACCCUCUUCAUCUGCAUCACCCAAGAUGGCUGGGUGGACAUCUACAAUGACUUUCAGGCGAAGACCAGGGACUACGCAAUGGAGGUUGCGGGGGCCUUCUACUUUAUCACCUUCAUCACUAUUGGUGCCCUUAUUGGCAUCAACCUGUUGGUCGUCGUGGUAACCACCAACCUGGAGCAAAUGAUAAAGGCAGGAGAGCAGGGACAACAGGAUAAAAUAGGCUUCAGUGAGACAGAUGUGGAGGAGUAUGGGAAUAAGGACCUGCCCUUGGUGCACUGCGAGGUGGCCCGUUUGGAGAUGUCUGGCCUUCCCCAAGAGCCGCUUGUGGGAGGCCCUCUGUCCAACCUCUCCGAAAGUGCUUGUGACAACUUUUGUUUGGUGCUCGAGGCGAUACAGGAGAACUUGAUGCAGUACCAAGAGAUCCGAGAUGAGCUCAACAAGAUAGUGGAGGAGGUGCGCUCCAUACGCUUCAACCAGGAGCAGGAGGAGGAGCUAUUGCACAGACACUUGUCAGUCCAGUCGAUGGAGAGCAAGUCCUCCAUGGACCUGCAUGAGAUGACUAGCCAGCAAGACUUGAUCACUGCGCUCGUCCACAGGGAAAAGGUUCAGGAGUCUACCACAAAUUUACCUAAAAGGAAGAAGAGCAGCCGCUGAGAGGUCAGGAGGGGAGCCAAGGGGCCUGUGCACACGCCCAGCUGCUGCAUCUUCCUGCAUCCCAAGCGUUUGGUCUGGAAUGUUGUAUAUGUCCCUGUACUUAAACAAUAAAGUUCAGAUCUGUGUCUUGAACCUGAUCUCCGGAGUCGGGCAUGCUUCGUUAGGACUCGGUCGGCCUCACCCCCGCGGGACCCCCUGCCUCAUUCUGGCGCCAUGAACAGGGACCCUGGCAAGCGUUGGGACGGAAGAUGAGAAAAAUCCCGCGUGGAUUCCUGCCCGUAACAUCAAACCCUGCACCACCAGCGAUGAGCCGUAGACCACCACGACCAUCGCCCCCGGUAGAGGAAAUGGAGGACCUGACCAUAGAGGACAACCAGCCCCGACGGCGGAGACGACCAAGACGCCGACGAGCUCACCCCAUCACUUGGGGUGAUAUGAAGGCCCUGCAAGAAGAAGCUGCACGCAUGGCACCAGAAGGCAAUCUGUCAGAAAGGACAUUAUUCCUAUUAAUGUGUGCCAUCAUAACAGCGAACUCUCAGGCGCGAGCACAACAUGUAUGGGCAGCCAUACCUCAUCCAGGGUUGCUCAUGCCUGUCAGCGCCGACAGCCUACAAUUCCCCGCUGUCCAAGUGUCUGACUGUUCUGUGGACUUAUCCUGUGACGGAGCGGAACUGGUCUCAUUGCCAUAGAACAGGACAGUAUGGGCUGAUACUAGUAGCCCUAACCUCCUUAAGUGGACUCUAAAUAAUGGGACUGCCCUGGGACAAGGGUGGUUCUUAAGUGAUAUCCUCAACCGUCUAACUUCCUGGUUAAAUCCAGCCAACCUCCUCAUUUGGGAGGUCAUGAUAGUAGGAUUUGUCAUAGGAAUAGUAUUAUUUCGCUGUUUAUACAACAUGUUCAAUAAGCUAAGUGCCCAGCAAGCCAUGAUCAUACACGUCCAGCAGGCGCUAAUAAGAAAAGAAGGGGGAGAUGUGGGAAGAGCUCAGGAGAUUUAUCUCAGUGCAGUGGCAGAUGCAAUGGCGUGAGCGCACUCCGCCUAUACAAGCUUCCUCGGCACACCGGGAAGUGGCAGCGCCCGCCUGAGUAAGCCCCCUAGAGCCCCUACACACUACCCUAUCUUUCCUACCAUUGGUUGCCCUAAGGAUGUUGUAAACUUCUGAUUGGUCUGGAAUGUUAUAUAUGUCCCUGUACUUAAACAAUAAAGUUCAGAUCUGUGUCUUGAACCUGAUCUCCGGAGUCGGGCAUGCUUCGUUAGGACUCGGUCGGCCUCACCACCGCGGGACCCCCUGCCUCACAUCCUCUCCCUUACACCUGGGGUGAUGCCUGGAGCUAUGGUAGUGGUGGCCUCUCUAGGGCCUGUGCCUGAGUUCCAGGUCCAGAGGAGCCAGGAUGGAGAAGGACGCUGGAUGAGAGUGGGAGCCCUACAGCAAGAAGGUGCUGGCUAAGGCAGCCAGGAUUUGGCCUAAGUAGGGGCACCCCUGGCCCCCUGCUCUAGGACAGAACUAGAUGGGGCCUCCGUGGGCCCAAGAACUAAGAGGAAAAAGCUGAGGCCAGUAAGGCUAGGCG